AUGCAGCAAGGAAGGGCUGCCAAUGGCGGCUUACGGAAACAAUACGAUCAGCAGAUAGCAAUCGUUCCCGAGUUCACCUUGGAAUCUGGCAUCACUCUCCAGAAUGUUCCCGUCGCCUACACAACACGGGGCAAGCUCAACGACGCUGGCGACAAUGCCAUGGUUAUAUGUCACGCUCUGACCGGUAGUGCCGACGUGAGCGACUGGUGGGGUCCUUUACUCGGUGGUCCAGGGCGAGUGUUUGAUACUUCAAGAUUCUUCAUCGUUUGCAUGAACAGUCUGGGCAGUCCAUAUGGCACAGCCAGUCCGGUCACGGCAAAACAUGGCGAUGUAUCACAGGGAAAUUACGGGCCAGAAUUCCCGCUAACCACCAUCCGUGACGAUGUCAACCUCCACAAACUUCUUUUGGGUGAAUUGGGAGUGAACCAGGUUGCUGCUGUCAUUGGGGGAUCCUUGGGUGGCAUGUUUGUCCUGGAAUGGGCGUACUUUGGCAAGGACUAUAUUCGGUGUAUUGUCCCCAUCGCCACGUCAAGCCGACACAGUGCGUGGGGCAUCAGUUGGGGUGAAGCCCAACGGCAAAGUAUCUAUGCUGACCCCAAAUACGAUGAUGGAUACUAUCCAUUCGACGACCCGCCAGCAACCGGGCUGGGCGCCGCCCGUAUGGCCGCUCUAUUGACAUAUCGAAGUCGAAACUCCUUCGAAUCUCGGUUCGGCCGCAACAUUCCCGAUCCAUCCAAAGUCCAAACGAUUCGUGAGCGGCCGCGGCCUAGCACGCCUUCGGAAGCACACUUUCAUAUUCACAAUGACGGACACAACAUCAAGCGCAAGAGCACCUCUCUUCAGGGUAGUGGAUCACCCGGCAGUAAUAAAGCAACAACGCCUCCAGCAGAUGCCCCAGACCCGCAGUUUCACGGGCCUCGGAAACACGAGGGAGUCAGUAGCGAGAGCAGCCUGACCGGAGGCGAGACUCUCCCGCAGUCUCAGUAUUUUUCGGCGCAGUCAUAUCUGCGGUACCAAGGCACCAAGUUCGUCAAGCGUUUUGAUAGCAACUGCUACAUCGCAAUGACUCGCAAGCUAGACACGCACGACGUGUCAAGAGGUCGCGCGGAGACCAUCGGCGAUGCCUUGGCCAUGAUUGAGCAGCCCACUUUGGUCCUUGGCAUAGAAAGCGAUGGGCUCUUCACAUUUGCAGAGCAAGAAGAAAUUGCCGAGCACGUCAAAAAUGCCCGGCUGGAACGGAUUGAGAGCCCCGAGGGCCACGAUGCCUUCCUUCUCCAGUUCGAACAGGUCAACAACUACAUCUUGGACUUCCUCAAAGAGGUGCUGCCUGACAUCAUGAGCAAAGAGGGCCAAGCGCCAGAGGAAACCGGCGUUGGCAAGCUGACAAAGUCCAGCACCUUUGGCGAAGCGGAAGUCGAAGAUAUUACGGCAUGGUAG
Messenger RNA from Metarhizium brunneum ARSEF 3297, 1437 nucleotides. RefSeq names its product Homoserine O-acetyltransferase. The record is from RefSeq and is a predicted model, not a curated record. Gene Ontology annotation, biological process: L-homoserine metabolic process. Lineage: Eukaryota; Fungi; Ascomycota; Sordariomycetes; Hypocreales; Clavicipitaceae. Gene Ontology annotation, molecular function: homoserine O-acetyltransferase activity.